AUCCUCCCUCCCUUGCUUACGCGCCCCUCCUUUUCUUUCCAGGCCACGUGUUGUGAUGACAAGAAGCACUGCUGUCCCGAGGACUUUGAGUGCUUUUGGCACAUUUGCAAGAGAAAGUCACCCUGGACCAGUGGCCCCGCCUACCUACCCAUGAAGGAGAAGAAGCCAGCCCGCCUGUCGACGCGUGACACUUUUGUGCCCUGUCCGGACGGCCACAGCAAGUGUCCGGAUGGCUCAACUUGUUGUCCAACUGCGGAUAAAAGCCUGUACGGCUGUUGCCCCAUGCCUAAUGUAAGCAUCCUCAUUUGA
Dibothriocephalus latus is the source of this 309-nucleotide messenger RNA. Lineage: Eukaryota; Metazoa; Platyhelminthes; Cestoda; Diphyllobothriidea; Diphyllobothriidae. The record is from the annotation of a GenBank genome assembly.